UGGAAAAAAGAAAGAAAGAAGAGUCUCUCGUUGCUAGCAAAACCCAACCCUAAUGAAAUCCAUAACCCCAAUCCAUUCCAAAUGAUUCAUUCCUCUCUGGUUCUUCAAUCCAUUCGAUGAUGACGCGCGUUCCUUUAUUGAGCUUCGAUCUCAAUCUCUGCUCGCGAAUGUGAUUCGAUCAUUGAGCUUUGAUCUUCUCUGCUCGCGAAUGAGCUUCGAUUCUCUGCUCGUUGAGCUUCGAUCCUCUACUCCUCUUCUCAUUGAGCUUCGAUCCUCUCUGCUCGUGUUCAUCACCGCCGGUCACUGUUCGAUUAUCACUACUCGUGUUUUUUGUAAGAUUCUCGUUUUUGGAAUUAUUCUGCAGGGUUCUGCUAGCGUCAUGCUGCGAAGCGACAGUACUAAGGUGAGCUCGCCUCAUAAGCGGGAUGAUGCUGAGAUUGUGUUUUUGAAGGACAAUGUAGCAAUUCAUCCAACGCAGUUUGCAUCAGAAAGAAUUAGUGGAAGACUGAAGCUGUUUAAGCAAGGCACUUCCUUGUUCAUGACUUGGGUUCCUUACAAAGGCCAUAGGUCAGAGGCGAGCCUUUCUGAGAAAGAGAGAAGCCUUUACACCAUAAGAGCGGUGCCCUUCACUGACAUUAGGUCCAUCCGGAGGCAUUCACCUGCACUUGGAUGGCAAUAUAUCAUUGUUGUUCUAUCAUCAGGACUUGCAUAUCCUCCACUGUACUUCUAUAGUGGAGGAGUCAAAGAAUUCCUUGCUACAAUUAAGCAACAUGUUCUUCUUCUGAGAUCCGCCGAAGAUGCAAAUGUGUUCCUUGAAUCCUAA
Arachis ipaensis is the source of this 823-nucleotide messenger RNA. The record is from RefSeq and is a predicted model, not a curated record. Lineage: Eukaryota; Viridiplantae; Streptophyta; Magnoliopsida; Fabales; Fabaceae.